AUGUCCAGACUGAAACCUGCUACUGUAAGUCUUUGUGGAACAAGAUCAUCCUCUUUUAACACCCUGGCUCUUCCUUGCAUUGAUGGUUGUUACCUUCCCAAACAAGAGAAUGAAUUUAUCCAUACAGUGCUUGAGGAGCUGGAAAGCUUUCAGCAGAGAAAUGACCAGAAUUGUGUCCUGCUCUUCCCACCUCUCCCGAGCCGACUGCGUUUCCUGACUCACAAAACCGCUGAGAACCACCCCAACCUCAGCACCUUCUCUGUGGGUGAGGGCUGGGCUCGCAGAGUCGUAGUGUGCUAUUCCAACGUCAGGUUGGAUUUAGAAGAGUAUAGUAGUGACACAGAUGGCAGUUCUCAUGUGCGAACAAACAGUCGGGGCAGGAAAAUGGAGGACAAAGGCAACAGCCGAUCGCUGGAGCCCAGAUCCAACAACAGACGAGGAGCCAGACGGCCAGACAAGCCUAUUUAUGUUCCACGGGCUAUGAGACAGAAGGUGUAUGAAAACUCGACAGAUCUGGAGCAGCAGAAUCUCAAUCCAUCAUCAGAGGAAUCCGGCUCUGACGUUGUGGACGGACCACUUGUAGCCAACGAAAAGCCAGGGGCAGACGGUACUGACCGAUCCCUGGAUGUUGAAGAGGUUGUGCAGCUUUCAAGGUCUGGAUCUUCUCCAUUGUCUCCUGACUGGGAUAGGACAGUGUCUUUGGUCAUGUCUUUGACAUUAGAUGACCAAGCAGAUGAAGAUUGUGGUGACAACACAGAUGCAACGAUCCAGCCACAGAACAGUUAUGAAACUGAAAAAUUGUACUCUGAGAUCAAAGCCAACCUGAAACAUAAGGACGUUGUCAUAAAGAACACCAGCAAUGAUUACUCGUGUUAUGCAAAUAUCUGGCUCAAUCAAGAGGAGUUUGCACAUGUUAUUGAGAUCUACGACUUUCCUGCCAUGUUUAAAACGGACGACCUCCUCGAUGCUUUUGCAGGCUACAGUGAGGGAGGCAUGAAGAUCAAAUGGGUGGAUGACACUCAUGCACUUGGCAUAUUUGCAAGUCAAUCUGCAGCUACACAGGCUCUCUCCCUUAAGCAUCCAUUACUGAAGGCCUGCACUCUCUCAGAGGGGAGCCAGAAAGCAAAGUGGAAAGCAAUGAGACGAGCAGAGUUUAUUCAGCCGGUGAAGGAGAGGCCACGUACAGACACAGUGGUAGCUCGCAGGAUGGUGACCAGAGCGCUUGGUUUGAGAGGAGGCUCAAGGGGGAAACGCUUCUGACUCUAAAUAAAAAAAAAAACCUUCAGAGCUCCGUUUCACAUUUAGACUAUACUGGUUUUGUUUUUUAAACAGACAGAAUUCCCUGAAACAUUAACUUAAGCACCAUUUACUACACCAUUGAAAGCAAGACUGAACAUUAAAUGUAGAUAAAAACAGCCUGUAUUUUACAAUGCCCGCUUUGACAGAUGUAUAUGCAAAUGCAAAAUGGAUGGAAAGGCUAUGAAUAAGCUAUAGAUCUUUCUUAUGGUUGCGUAAUAAGGGAAAUGCUCAAACAUAGGUGUCCAUGAAAUGUAUGUGGUGUCCCACAAGUGUUUCAGUUUUGUUUGAAUUUUCUGUGCCCUUUUGUGUGUUCUCGUAAGCAUUUAAAUGAGUUUCUUUCUUGUUUUUAAGCAGGAAAUGUGGCUUUAGUAACUGCCUUGUUUGCUUUAGACUGCUUGGUUACUAACAAGACUGGCAUCUCUCAGCAUCUGGCCCAGCCAUUACAAUAGAUCCAUUCAUUAAUAAUAAAGAUUAUUUUAAUUAGGAAUAGGCUUCCUUGCAAUUUUUGAGGCACAUUCUAAGAUUGUUCUGAGGUUAAUAAUUGGUGGGUUUCGAUUGGGUGACCUUUUAACAGGUCAUCUAGGAUGAAAAUCUUGAAGUUAAUAAUUGGAGUUAAGUGUAAUUAAUGGCAGACAUCUUAGCAGGGCAGAUAAAAGUUAACAGGCCUGGAACACUGGCAAGGGAAUAGUCAUUUUUGUUGUGUUGUUAGGAUGUUGUUCGAGUCGUUUCUCCAGGUUUUUUUUUUUGUGUGUGUUGUAGAUUAAGCUUGGAUUUUUUUUAACACUUUGCAAUUGAUCUCAUUUUUGGGAUGCAUGUAAUUUGAGAUUGAAAUGUAGACCACAUUUCUGGCUCAUCAGAUGUUUAUCUCUUAUUUAAAACUAGUAUUAUUUUCUUUAUGUACUCGAUUGGUUUGGUUUCUACAGUUAAUAUAUUUUUUGUCUUUAUCCUUGUUCAUUAUGAGAGUUGAUUUGUUUUGAAAAAUUACACGAUUGUUUUUAAAGAAUGGUACUUAUUACUGCAACUACAAUAUAAUUUAAAGAAAGGGGUUGGAAGUGAGGGAGAGAGUUAUAAACCUUGCCAGUUAUUUAAUGCAUAUUUGAUUGUUGUAAAAUUGUUUGAUACCUAAACCUAUUGUUUUUUAUUAUUCAAUUUUGAUUAAAAUUGUUUUGCUUUUUUAACUGGUGUCACUGUUUUGUAUUGUUCCUGUCCGCACAUUGUAAAACAUUAAAAACCAGAAUAAAUUGCUUAGUCCAUUCUUUUAUUAUAUAAUACAAUGCAAUGGUUUCACAAUGUGUGUUGUUCCAUCCAUUCAUAAACACACUGUAUAUCUUAAAACCAUUUAACCGGUCAUAGGUACCCUCAUAAAACGGAGGGAGCUUUUCCAAAAGAUUUGCAACAAAUUACAGUUUCACAUUGCGUACAUUUAAAGUUGACAAAAAAUCCCUGACUGAACAUAAUAAAUUACUUGACAUGCUUGAUGAAUAACCACAAAAGUGUCUAACAGAGCUGCAAGUAAUCUGUACAUGCAGUAAAAAUUGGGUUUGUUUAUGAAACUGCAAUAUUUUAAAGGGAUAGUUCAUCUAAAAGUUCAAAUUCUGUCAUCAAUUACGCAUGGGUUGUUCCAAACCCGUAUGACUUUCUAAAAGUGUUUUGUCUUCCACAGAAUAAAGUAAGUUAUAUGAACAGAAUGAAGGUGAGUAAAUGACAAUGUUUUAAUUUUGGGGUGAACUGUAUCUUUAAGUUAUAGUCCAAUGGAGAAAAAGCAUAUGAAAGAGUUGAAAUGUUGAUGAUCCCAGUUCGCAUUAUAGUUUGAACUUUACUUCACGGCAUGAGUUUGUAAAGACUACAAGCGACAAAUGCAAUCGGUACAGUACAUUUUAAGGAAGUGAGAUACUUUCGGUUCAGAGCGAGCGUGAUAUAUUGUAGUAAGAAUUA
Molecule: messenger RNA, 3234 nt
Organism: Myxocyprinus asiaticus (Chinese sucker)
Lineage: Eukaryota; Metazoa; Chordata; Actinopteri; Cypriniformes; Catostomidae
Product: R3H and coiled-coil domain-containing protein 1-like
Exons: 8
Coding region: 1-1260 (419 amino acids)
Molecular function (GO): nucleic acid binding
Source: RefSeq, a predicted model, not a curated record